Molecule: messenger RNA, 4443 nt
Organism: Apaloderma vittatum (bar-tailed trogon)
Lineage: Eukaryota; Metazoa; Chordata; Aves; Trogoniformes; Trogonidae
Gene: LRRIQ1
Product: leucine-rich repeats and IQ motif containing 1
Exons: 25
Molecular function (GO): protein binding
Source: RefSeq, a predicted model, not a curated record
AUGCCAGAUGACUUACCAGAAUCAAUUCUCUCCUAUUUAAACUUCAUAAAGAGCAGAAAUCAAGAUGCUGAAAAGCUUAUACUGCAAGACUUAGAAGAUGAAGAAACUACAAGUAAUAUUUGUGGAGUAGUUUCUUGUCAUGCUUCGGAUUACUUGGCAGAAUUAGCCUCUGAAUGUAAUGAAGAUCCAGAACAAUUUAAACAAAGGGUACUAACUGAAAUUGAAAAUGAAGACUUGCAGAUUGCUACAACACCUGGUUAUAAUAGUCAGUCCACCAGUGACGAAGUGGCCACUGAUGACUAUUUUGUUACAGCUGAUGCUGAAAUGAGCAUAAGCCUUACUCAUCGUGAAGUAGAAAAAAAAAGUCGACAAGGAUUUGAGCAGUGGGAGAAAAGACAAGAGGAGCUUGAAGAGGAGAAGAGAAAAAAGUGGAGGACUGAGGAGGAAGCACAAGAGAAACAGAAUGAAGAGGAACAUGCAAGAAGGGUGCAGCAUCUGGAGGAAUUUGAGGCUGAAAGAAUAAAGUUAGAGCUUCUUCAUAAGAAACACCAAACUGCAAUAGAAGAUGAGUUAAGGAAAGAAAAGAAAGCUUGGAGAGACAAAAUAACGCAACAUGAGGAAUUGAUCAUGAAGCUGCAGUUGCAAAUGGAAGAGGAGAAAAAUGCCUUGGAAGACCAGAAAGCAAAAGAAAGACAACGCCUGGCAGAACAAGAGAAUUCAGCAGCUGUGAAAAUCCAAGCUAGAUGUAGAUCAUUUUUAGUCCGUAAAAAAUAUGCUCCGAUCUUGAAAGAAUGGAAAGAUGAAAUAAAAAAGAAGCAGAAAAUACUAGAAGAAAUAGAGAGAGAAAUGAAAGAAAAAGAGGAAAAAUUGAAGAGGCAAAUGGAAGAAAAUAGGCAAAAGAAAGAACAGGAAAAAAAGAGAAAACAGGAAAUUGAAAGACAGGAAUAUUUGGAACAGGUGAGGAGGUGUGAGGAAUAUGAGAGAAAGAAAGAAAGCCUGAGGCUUGAAAGAGAAAAACAACUGCAAAUACAAAGAGAAAAACAGAGAAAACUAGGAGAAAAAAGAGUAAAAGCUACGACGAAUGAAAGUGGAGAAAGAAACAAAGAAAACAUAAUAAAGGCUAAGCAGAUAGAAAAUACAAAAGUAAUAAGAGAACAGAAGAAUGAGCUAAAAGAAAAGCAGACUGAAAUGAUGGAUGGAACAAGUAAUUGGAUGAUUCCAGCAGAAAGAAAUUUGACACCAAAUAUGCUAAGCUUUGAGAAGAAAGAACACUCUUCUCAAGUAAAUGAUGAGAACAUAUACAUAAAUUCAGUAACAUAUGUAGAAGAAAAUUACUCACAAACUAGAGAUCCUAAUAAAGCUCCAAAUAGUCCUAUUUCAAAGGAUGAGUCUGUUAAUUGUGGAGCUAAUGACAUGGUAGAAAAUAAGGCUUACAAUAUAUGCAGCAUUCCACCAAAUAUCCAGCCAAAUGCUUGUAGUAGAGAAGUCAAAGAUCCAUUUUCUCAGUCAAAAACAAUGGAGGAAACUGUGUUUCUAAUGGAAGAUGCUAAUGAGGAAGUCAGAGAGCCCAGGGACAGGAUUCAAGAUGUAGCCGAGUGUUCCAGUAGAGUAACUCUUCCUGAUGACAUUGAAAAGAAGAGAAUAAACUGGAUGAACACAUGUAAAUCUUGGUCUAAAAUAUGUGAAGAAAACCAAAGAAAUCAAGCAACUAUACAAAAACGACCAAGGAGAAGUUCAGUUAGCAAGAUGCCUCCAUUAAGCACACAAAAGAUAAUUCAUAGUGGCCCUUGGAGUACUUUGCAGCAGGUCACAACACUUACACUUGAAGAUUUGCCAGCUUGUAGCCUCUCGACGUUAUCUGAGUGUUCAAGUCUUCAACUUUUGACUCUGAGGCGCUGUGGACUAGUUGCACUGGAAGGACUAAAGAGCUGCAAAGACCUAAAGUAUAUCAAUGUAGAGGAAAACAACAUUCAGAUAAUUGACUGUGAAAAUCUGGAAAAUCUCCGUAUUCUGAUUCUGAAUAAGAAUAAUCUUUCAUCAGUUUGUGGCUUAGAUGGCUGCAUAAAUCUCCAAGAUCUUGAACUUUCCUACAACAGAAUCUCUCAAAUUGAUGGCCUGGAAUCACUGAAAAAUCUUCAGCAACUGAUUGUGGACCAUAAUCAGUUAAUCAACACAAAAGGCCUUUGUGAGGCACCUACUCUCAUUCACCUAGACUGCUCUUUUAAUUAUCUCACACAAGUUGAAGGCAUUGAGAAUUGUGGCCUACUUCAGAUUCUGAAGUUGCAAGGCAAUAACCUUCAGGAGCUUCCAAGACUGGAAAAUCAUGUUCUCCUAAGAGAACUAUAUUUGGAUUGCAACAGCAUUUCUUCUGUGAGAAUGCUUUCUUUGUAUUGGUUGCCUCUAUUGCAGAUUCUUUUGCUGUCUCAAAAUGGCUUAACUGAGCUUAUGCCUUUAAAUUCGUUUGUAUCUUUGGAAAAGCUGGAUAUCAAAAAUAACUGCUUGUCAGACUUUAAAGAUGUCAUUACCUGGUUUAGUGACUGUCAUAAACUACGGAAGUUGUCACUCAGUGGAAAUCCUAUUCUCCAAGAAAGAAAUUUCAGGCCUUCUUUGUGUAAGGUCCUUCCUAGUUUACAGUUCCUUGAUGAUGAAAUCCUAAACUGUCAUAUUUUACCCACAACUGAGAGAAGCAAAGUAUCCGAAGGACAAACUUUUCUGGAACUUUGUCAAGUUCAAAUUGAAGAAAAUGUUCUACUGAAAAAAAAGGCUGCUGAACUGGAAAUGUCUUCUUCUAUUGAUUUUGCACAGCGACAAUGCUGGUAUUUUAAUCAGUUGAUGAAACUUAGUAUUAAACAUCGAUACGCACAUGAGUCCGGUGAGCUAAAUGCUACUGACAGAGAUGGACCAGAAGCACUACAAAAGCGUUUAGAGGAAACAUCCACUGACUGCGUACAGGAAAAUAACCUUUUUGUCAUGGGUGCAGCAGAAAAUAAACAGGUCUCGUUGGAUCCUUCCAAAAGUUGGAUUACUGCUGGCCAUAUUCAGGCUGCCUGCAUUAACUCCUCCAUACCUGUGCACCAAAUGGAAAACAAAGAAUAUCAGAGAGUGAAGCAGAAGAGUGCUGAAUCUUGUAUUCACUGCAGUGGGGAGACCGAAGGCAACAAUACCACGUCAACCCAACUGACACUGCAACAGUCAGUGAUAGAAGCAAAUAAUAUGGGAGGAGAUCUUCAGCAUUUUGAGAAUGACACAGAAAGACUACAUAUGGCAGCAUCGGUGAUCCAGUCCCUUUGGCGGCAGUACCAUGCCAGGAAAAAAAGCAAAACAGACAGUAGUUGGUCAAUAGAAGCUUUAAGACAGAAACAUGAAGCUGCCACACUAAUCCAGGCAUUUUGGAAGGGCUUUCUUUUGCGAAAGAAACUCAACAGUGGUAUUGCAUCUGUUGUAAGUGAUGAAGUGGAGGAUGACUAUGAAGAAAUAAAUGUGGAUGAGUUCACAUUUUCUGAAGCUGCAUUAGGGAAGGAAUGGCUAACCCUGGAUUCCACCCGUUUCCCUUCAAAAACACUCCUGCUCUCAAACCAGCUGCAUUGGCCAAAGCAUUCCAGGCCUUCAGAUUCCAGUGAAUAUUCAAAUAGUUUGCCAUUGUCACCACAAGAAGUUUGGCAGUGUGUUAACAGACCACAUUCACACUCAUCAGAAAAUAUCCACAUUCGUAGUAGGUCAGGGAGGGGAACAGUGUCACAGGUCUCUGACUGGCAGGAAAAAAAGAAUUUUUCAUUCAUGUCUGAAAAAGAACAGAAAAUUUCAGAGGAAUGGGGUUUUAAGGACAUUUCUACUGCACAACUAAUGCUUAAGAGAGCCCAUAAAAUGAAGCCUAAAAAAUACAGUAAUAAAAAUUUAGACCCAGCUGUGCGCCUGGCGUUGUUCAAAAACAAUGAAAAUAAACAUCUCCAUGUGAAACCACCAAGGAAGACACAGCCUAUAAAUGGUGGUUACUUUGAAGGUAAAAAAGAAGAAUUUUCUCAGCUGGAUACUACUUUAGAUGAGAAAUUACAAAGAAGAAAAGACUUUACAUACCAAUGGCUUCAUACUCAGCUUUUGGAUUAUGAAACAGCCAGCUCCAAAAAUAUGAAGUGCCAUCAUUUUUUGCCUGAGUUAGACCCUGCGAUACGUGACAGUAGACAAGUACAACUUGUGGCAAGCCCUGUAAGCAGAGAAGACAUGGAUUUAGACCUUGUUUCCAUGGCCAGUGGAAGUGCUUUGACUGAGAACAGAGAGAAAAAUAAGCAGCCACACAGACAUUCAGCAAGUUCUUCAAGAAAGAAUAAAUCUGCUCCAGAAAAGUCAUGUUUGGGUCCAUCUCAUAAAGAACGGAUAUCAUUUAGAGAUCAUCCAGUGCAGCUCAGCGGAGGAUGGGGAGCAGGCAAAAAAAAGGCAAAAGCUUAA